Molecule: messenger RNA, 3925 nt
Organism: Zingiber officinale
Lineage: Eukaryota; Viridiplantae; Streptophyta; Magnoliopsida; Zingiberales; Zingiberaceae
Product: phytosulfokine receptor 1-like
Exons: 2
Coding region: 434-3571 (1045 amino acids)
Biological process (GO): protein phosphorylation
Molecular function (GO): protein binding; ATP binding; protein kinase activity
Source: RefSeq, a predicted model, not a curated record
CCUGCCAAACCCACGCCGCCUUCUGCCUCCGCUCCACUUCGAUUAAUUUAGCGAUAAGAUCAAAUAUAUCUUCAAGGAGAAGUCCAAGGAUCAAAUUAAAUUUAAUACGAAUAAGAGAUAAGGAGCGACAAAAGUUUCUGCAAUAAAGUGGAGUCAAAACCAAGCCAACCUCUCUCUCUCUCUAACUCUUUCUCCCUGCCCAGUUCUUCCCCGAUUAGGGGUUGAAGCGUGAUCUUGGCGAUGAAACUUGUCGCAGAAGCUAACGGAAGUCUAAGCAUUGCUUGCAUCGCGGAAAGCUGCCGCCUUUACCAAUCUAAGCAUCAAAUCUCAUGAAUUCUUGGGAAUCCCAAAAGAUUUCUUUUGGCAAAGUUUCGAGCUACCAUAAAAGAACCACCUUUACCACUUGCAGCGACUCCAAUCUUGCUCUGCGGUUAUGAAGAAGGGGAACAAAUUCGUGUAUGUGUUGAAUCAAAGACUCAAGUUUUGGUCCUUGGUGCUCUUCUUCUUCUCCGAUGCUUCGCUCGGCAAUUCCCAGAGCUGCGACCCUGCAGAUUUAGUUGCCCUGGAAAGCUUGUUCAGAGGCCUGGAUUCUGGGAUUCCAGGUUGGAGCUUCAAUGCAUCGGAUUCCAAUUGCUGCAGAUGGGAAGGUGUUUCUUGUGAAAAUUCUGGAGUACUCGGAGCAAGAGUGGUUGGUUUGGAUCUCCAAAAUAGGAGCUUGAAAGGCUUCUUGUCUGAUUCCUUGGCAGAUUUGGAUCAUCUCUCAAGCCUCAACCUUUCCCUCAACUCUCUUCAAGGCACUGUUCCAUCUGGACUCUUCAAUCUCACCAGACUGAAGCACCUAGAUCUCAGCAUGAACAAGCUAUCGGGGCCUAUUCCUCCAGAUUCAUUCCUUCCCUCGAUCGAAGUCUUCAAUGUCUCAUACAAUGCUUUCAGCGGCAAACACCCAAUUUUCUAUCGGUCUACAAGGUUGCUGGUUCUUGACAUCAGCUUCAAUGAGUUAGAUGGUGGUAUGGACACUGAAAUUUGCAACUCUUCGGCCCGAAUUCGAGUCCUCCGUUUCUCGGCAAACUCAUUAUCCGGCGAAUUCCCUGUGGGAUUUGGCAACUGUGCUUUCCUCGAAGAGCUCUCCAUGGAUGCGAAUGGAAUGUUCGGGACUUUGCCAGAUGAUUUGUUCAAGUUGUCAUCUUUGAGGAGGCUGCAUUUGCAGGAGAAUUUGCUCCAUGGUUUGCUUAGCACAAGCUUAGGUAACCUGUCCAACCUUGAGCUCUUGGACCUUUCCUUUAAUUCUUUAUCUGGCAAGAUUCCCAACGUGUUCAUUAGAUUAUCAAAGCUCAAGUAUUUGUCUCUUCAGUCCAAUAAUUUCAGUGGCAGUUUGCCUUAUUCUUUGUCCAACUUAUCACCACUCGCUUUGCUCAACUUGAAGAACAAUUUUCUCACCGGCGAGAUCACUCUCAAUUGCAUGGCAAUGAAUCAGCUUAGCUCACUUAACCUCGGGUCUAACUUCUUCACUGGCACCAUUCCUCACAAUCUUUCUCAGUGUGUAGAGUUGAGAACCUUGAACCUAGGCAGAAACAACCUAACUGGUGAAGUCCCGAGCAGUUUCAGGAACUUUAGCUCACUGUCCUAUCUCUCACUUUCCAAUAACAGUUUAACUAACAUAUCUUCUGCAUUGCUGAUUCUGAAGGAAGUCCACAGCCUUACUGGUUUGGUACUCACAAGGAACUUCCAUGGCAGUGAGAGGAUUCCGAUCAAUGGGAUUCAAGGAUUCAGGAAGUUACAACUUCUGGCUAUUGCAAACUGUGGCCUUCUGGGAUCCAUUCCAACUUGGUUGUCCAAUUUGAGAGAGUUAAAUGUUCUUGACUUGUCAUGGAAUCAUUUGGAAGGGAGCAUACCUUCAUGGAUAGGUGGUCUUGAUCACCUCUUCUAUGUGGAUUUAUCGAAUAACUCGCUGAGUGGAGAAAUUCCAAUCAGUUUGACAGAGAUGAAGAGCUUGAUAUCCGGUAAUAGCUCGCGGUUUGGACCCCCAGAUGAGGACUUCCCUUUCUUUGUGAAGAAGAACAUUAGUGGCAAGGGACUGCAGUAUAAUCAAGUCAGUAGCUUCCCACCAUCCCUAAUUCUGUGCCAAAACAUGCUUGUUGGACCGAUUUCACCAAAUUUUGGGAACCUCAAGAGGCUUCUUGUGCUUGAUCUGAAGCAAAACAGGUUGUCAGGGAACAUCCCAGAUGAGUUAUCAGGCAUGUCUAGUUUGGAGUCUUUGGUUUUGUCUCACAACUAUCUCAGUGGAAGCAUUCCUUCCUCACUGAUCAAGCUCAACUUUCUAUCAAGUUUCAGCGUUGCUUACAAUGACUUGUCGGGUCCAAUCCCUGUAGGAGGCCAGUUUUCGACUUUCUCAACUUUGGAUUUUGAGGGGAAUCCGGGUCUUUGUGGCUUUCACUUGAAACUAUGUGAUUCUGAACAGCAUGAGGGGCAGACUGAACAAAGGAGGAGAAGCAAAGGUGUGAUCAUAGGGCUAGCCUUCGGAAUUGGAGUUGCAACAUCUACUCUUCUUGCUUUCGUUUACUUUCUUGUGUCGAGGAACCAUUGCAGUCGACAGGAUGAUGGCUUAAAGGCGGCAGAUGAUGCGAAUUUGAACGAGGACUUGGAGGGAGCCGAAUCCAGACUGGUGCUUCUGUUUCACAACAUGAACAAUAGCAGUGAGUUGAGCAUUGGUGACAUCUUGAAAUCCACUAAUCAUUUUGAUCAGUCCAACAUCAUUGGCUGUGGAGGAUUUGGUCUUGUUUACAAAGCAAUCCUGCCGGAUGAGAGAAAGGUAGCUGUUAAGCGCCUUUCGGGUGACUACUUCCAAAUGGAGAGGGAAUUUCAGGCUGAGAUUGAAACACUUUCACGAGCUCAACAUCGAAACCUUGUUCUUCUUCAAGGAUACUGCAAGAUUGGCAGUGACAGACUCCUAAUCUAUUCUUACAUGCAAAAUGGAAGCUUGGACUACUGGCUUCAUGAAAAACCUGAUGGUGGCACACUACUAGAUUGGCACAAAAGGCUUCAAAUUGCACAAGGUGCAGCGAGGGGACUGGCCUACUUGCACCAAUUCUGUGACCCACACAUCUUGCACCGCGACAUCAAGUCCAGCAACAUCCUGCUCGAUGAGAACUUUGAGGCUCAUCUGGCCGACUUCGGCCUUGCGAGGCUGAUAUUUCCCUCCGACACUCAUGUCACCACAGACUUGGUUGGCACAUUAGGCUACAUUCCUCCAGAGUAUGGUCAGUCCUCAGUUGCUACUUUCAAGGGUGAUGUGUACAGCUUUGGUGUGGUGCUUCUGGAGCUACUAACCGGUAAACGACCGAUCAAUAUGUGCAAACCGAAAGGGGGGAGGGAGCUGAUAUCGUGGGUGCUUCAGAUGAAGAAGGAAAAGAGAGAAGUGGAGGUGUUCGAUCCUCGGAUUUAUGAUAAGUUGCUCUUCUACCAACUGAUGAAGAUUCUUGAGAUUGCUUGUGUCUGCCUGAGUGAUUCGCCGAAGAUGAGGCCACUGUCAAAGCAGCUAGUGACAUGGAUCGACAGCAUUGGCACAGAUUAGCAACUCAGAAAAUAAGAUUUUUUUUUUCUUUUUUAUUUUAUCACCUCUUUGUGAUCAGGAAUGGGUUAAGAAAUAUGAAUCUGUGUCAUCUGGAUUCUAAGAACUUUGAGUGAUUUCCUGCUCACAAUGAUGAAUUGUACAUAACUGAGUUUUACAGUGUCGUGAUUCUAAGUGAGGGCAUGAUACAAAUACAGAAUUUUGUGCGGUAAAUGUAGAUUAGCCAAACCAAACCUCAAAUUACUACAAGAAAGGAAUUGAUUAGUUACUUAUGAUCUUAGAGGAGUGGUAGUAACAUAUUUGCAAAUGUUUUUGCUUCAAGAAGUGUUUACAUAAUACUUCAAAGGUUCACUAGAA